Molecule: messenger RNA, 1545 nt
Organism: Rosa chinensis
Lineage: Eukaryota; Viridiplantae; Streptophyta; Magnoliopsida; Rosales; Rosaceae
Product: F-box protein At2g39490
Exons: 3
Coding region: 102-1208 (368 amino acids)
Molecular function (GO): protein binding
Source: RefSeq, a predicted model, not a curated record
UCACAAGCUACAUACUUCUGUCAUUUUAUUGUUUCAACUUUCUAGUACAUUUAUAGUCAUUCUAGGCUAGCUUCUAGCCUUUUUAAGUUAUUAGGAUUGUGAUGGAGGAAAAGAGAGAUUUGUUUGGCAGAUUACCAAACGAUAUCAUUUGCCAUAUCAUUUCUUUUCUUCCUUCAGAAUCUGCAUUAGAAACCAGUUUGAUUUCAAGUAGAUGGAGAGGUCUAUGGAACACAGCUUUGGUUCAACAUGUAGCUAUAGAUGAAGUUCCUGAUGCAGUUGCUGAGUUUCUAUCUCAUUUUGACAAACUUGAUCCCUUGAGGCACCCCAGAAGGCUAAAGUUGUACUUCGGCGAAGGUAGUGAUGUGCUUCUAGCUACCAUUGCAGCCAAUGAUAAACUUCACUUGGAUUUUUCUAUAGGGAAAAAGGAGGAGGAGUACCCUCCAAGGCAUUUUGAUUUGCAGUUGCAGCUUAAAUGUGACCAGAAUGUCCAAAACCUUAUAGCUCACCCCCAACCUUGUGCCUCUACUUUCUCUGUCAAAACCCUUUAUUUGAAAUCAGUAACCAAUGUUGUCAAUGAGGCAAUUUCUUCUAUGUUUUCGAGUUUAGAGUUUCUUGAACACUUGAAGAUCAUUGAAUGUGAUGGGUUACAAAGUUUGCAUAUCGAGUCCAGUCCAAAGCUACUCAGCUUAAGCAUCUUUGACUGUCAUCACCUCAAAUCUCUCCACCUCAGAACCUCUAAACUUCGAUCCUUUCAUUAUCGAGGUUUUCUCCCUAGGAUUUGGCCAGAACAUCAUUUCAACCUUGCAGAUGCCAUGCUUGAUUUCAGACUAGGCCCCGGCUACACAAGUUUCAGCAGUAGCGACUUUGAUCCAAUGUUGUUAACCCUAAAGAAUGCUCAGGUUCUUAAAUUAUGCAGAUGGAGUUUUCAGGCACUGAUCUGGCCAUUGAUAUCGCCUCUACAAGCAAAUUUCAUGUUUUAUAAAGUGAAAGAGUUAUGGUGGAUUGAUAAGGAGGAAGAAAGUUACGACAGUGAUGCCUUAAUCUCCUUUCUGAAAUUGUGUCCUGUCUUGGAAAGACUCUUUGUAACCAAUGAUCCUGAAAGCUACUGCAUAACAAGCACAGCUCCAACCUCAAAGAUAGUCAAAAGCCAUACAAAAUUGGGUGAUCUGAAAGUGAUUAAGGCCCAGUUGGUAGAGCUGGGAAUCUAGGAUUAGUUUAAAGCAGCUGGAGUUUUUAGCUUAUGAGAGCUGAUCGAUGUUUAUUAACUUCUAUAAGCAGCGACUUCAUAGUGCAACUUUUGAAAUAAACUGUUUUUUGUUUUUCCCUUAAUUUCACUAAACACUUUUUGCUAUUUAACUUAUAAGUUAAACAGUUUUUUUUCACAAUAUAAACUUUGCCAAACUAGGCCCAAGUUGGCAGAGCAUGUCAAUGACUUGGGUACGCCAUAUGCUCACAUGAGCCUAUAGAUGGCAUUGUAUUUGUCUUCCUCGUAUGGUUUUGAUGGGUUUGUAAAUAUGAAUUCUUGUCAAGGAAUGCUUACCCGAA